This is a messenger RNA of Suillus plorans, 327 nucleotides long. RefSeq lists its product as uncharacterized. The transcript is spliced from 3 exons. The record is from RefSeq and is a predicted model, not a curated record. Lineage: Eukaryota; Fungi; Basidiomycota; Agaricomycetes; Boletales; Suillaceae. Bases 1 to 327 code for a protein of 108 amino acids.
AUGUUUAACGUUAAUGUCACCGUGACAGGCUGGGCGCUAGAGUCUGUAGCCAAGUCGAACAACAUCUUGAGGACAUUCGGUAAUGUUGGAUUACCGUUGAUGGACAAAUCAUCGUCGCAGGCUACUCCAGAUGUUUGGUACAAAGCUUGUUUUGACAUGGCACACUACUUGUACUUCAAUAACGAUCCUGCUUCCGACUGGACUCUUCGCGAGAAAGCCGCGCGCUUGAGCCAGCUAAUUAUAUUAUACCUCGAGGGCCGUUUGACAAGACUCUUUGAUGACAUUGUAAUUAUCCUGCAUCUCACUAUAUGCUUCGCUGCUCAAUGA